GCGUGUUAAAUUUCUUCGGCGAUGCCCCUCCUCACCAACUCUACCACGUGUAUUUUUGGAGAGGCGCCCGAGUAAGCAUCUCCUCCCUUCCCAAACAGAACACCAUCCUAAAUCCCUACAGUUUUCAAAUUAUGUCCAUCCGAGAGGUGAGCUGUGCCUACCUAGCUUUAGGAAACAAAGUAUCAUGUCGCAUAGGCUACUCGAGAGUUCACCGAUGAACAUGCAAAACAUUCGAACUCUUUGCUUGAUUGUUUGCAUGCUCUCGUACCUACUUGUUGGAGCCGCUGUGUUCGACGCGUUGGAGUCUGAGACGGAAAGUUCCCGAAAGAAAAUGUUGGAGCUUAAACUGAGUGAGUUGAAGAAAAAGUACGGUUUUUCUGAUGACGACUACCGUGAAAUUGAAAAGGUGGUUUUACAAUGGGAGCCACAUCGAGGAGGAAUACAAUGGAAAUUCGCGGGCUCUUUUUAUUUUGCAAUUACUGUUAUCACCACGAUAGGCUAUGGACACGCUGCCCCUGGCACGGACGCGGGUAAAGCGUUCUGCAUGUUCUACGCCGUCCUGGGCAUCCCCCUGACGCUGGUGAUGUUCCAGAGCCUGGGCGAGCGCAUGAACGCCUGCACGCGCUACCUGCUCAGCCGCACCAAGCUGUGCCUGGGGCUGCGGCGCACUGAGGUCUCCAUGGGCAACAUGGUGCUGAUGGGCUUCCUGUCGUGCCUGAGCGUGCUGUGCGUGGGCGCCGGCGCCUUCUCCUACUUCGAGGGCUGGAGCUUCUUCCACGCCUACUACUACUGCUUCAUCACGCUCACCACCAUCGGCUUCGGCGACUUCGUGGCGCUGCUCAAGCGCGAGGACCUGCAGACCAACAUGGUCUACGUGGCCUUCAGCUUCCUCUACAUCCUGGUGGGGCUGACCGUCAUCGGGGCCUUCCUCAACCUGGUGGUGCUGAGGUUCCUCACCGUCAGCGCAGAGGGGCCGGCGGCGGCGGCGGCGCCAGCAGCGGCCGUGGAGGAGGCAAGAGGAGGA
Messenger RNA from Sardina pilchardus (European sardine), 1024 nucleotides. Its product is annotated as potassium channel subfamily K member 9-like. Gene Ontology annotation, molecular function: outward rectifier potassium channel activity; potassium ion leak channel activity. Gene Ontology annotation, biological process: stabilization of membrane potential; potassium ion transmembrane transport. The annotation marks the transcript as partial. The record is from RefSeq and is a predicted model, not a curated record. Gene Ontology annotation, cellular component: plasma membrane. Lineage: Eukaryota; Metazoa; Chordata; Actinopteri; Clupeiformes; Clupeidae. The transcript is spliced from 2 exons.